Molecule: messenger RNA, 879 nt
Organism: Brenthis ino (lesser marbled fritillary)
Lineage: Eukaryota; Metazoa; Arthropoda; Insecta; Lepidoptera; Nymphalidae
Source: the annotation of a GenBank genome assembly
AUGAUUGGGAAAGUGGUGAUAAUAACUGGUGGUAACGGUGGAAUAGGGUUUGAAACUGCAAAGAAUUUAGCAGAGCGUGGCGCACGUGUAAUUAUAGCAUGUCGUAGUGUCCGUCGUGCAGAGGACGCUAUAAAGAAGAUAACCGAGGCUACCGGAAAUAAAGAUGUUGAAUAUCGUCACCUUGAUCUAGCAUCAUUUCGUUCUGUGCGUAAGUUUAGUGAAAAUAUUUUAAAAACUGAACAACGCUUAGACGUCCUUGUCAACAAUGCUGCUGCCGGUGGUCUUGGCAACUAUAAGACGGAAGAUGGCAACCAUAUAGGAAUGCAAGUUAACUAUUUCGGAACAUUUUUACUAACGAACCUGCUACUGCCAAUUUUAAAAUCUUCCGCACCAAGUCGAAUUAUAAAUGUUUCUUCUAUGAUACAUAAAUAUGCUGAAAUGAAUUUCGAAAAUUUAAAUAUGGAGAAGUAUUGGAGUGAUUAUUUAGUGUAUGCAAACAGCAAAUUAUAUUUAAAUUUAAUGACAAUCGAGCUCAGUAGAAGACUGCAAGGAACGAAUGUUACGGUCAAUGCACUGCAUCCUGGCGUCGCUGCUACAAAAAAUCUCAGAAUUAUAAAAACUGAUAUAAUACGCAGUUUUUUUAAGUUUUUUAUUACCUUUAUGCAUUUGAAUGUUUGGGAAGCAGCACAGACAUCAAUAUAUUUGGCAGUGUCACCAGAGGUUCAGAAUGUGAGUGGUCGGUAUUUCAGUAAUUGUAAAGAAGAGAAACCUUCGAAAUUAUCCCAGGAUAUAGAAGUUGCAAAGAGACUUUGGAAUGAAACGGAAAAAAUAGUUAAUUUUUCUUUAAAUAAAUAUAACAGAUGUACGAUUAGUAGAAGU